Messenger RNA from Fonsecaea multimorphosa CBS 102226, 744 nucleotides. RefSeq lists its product as uncharacterized. The transcript has a single exon. The coding region runs from base 1 to 744 and encodes 247 amino acids. Lineage: Eukaryota; Fungi; Ascomycota; Eurotiomycetes; Chaetothyriales; Herpotrichiellaceae. The record is from RefSeq and is a predicted model, not a curated record.
AUGCCUGCCUCCCGCUCCCCCUCUCCAGAGAACAACGUCUUUGCCUUCUCAACCACCCUCAUCCCCGAGCGAGAUAGCAAAAAGCCCGCAACAACAAGUCUCACCUUCGACAAUCUCCUCCCGUCCAACACGCCCCUCCUCCUGCACGAGGACCUGCAAGAAGGAUGCGGCGGCCAACUCUGGCCCGCUGGCAUGGUCCUCGCCAAAUACAUGCUCAAACACCACCGGACCGGCUCACUGCGAGGAAAAUCCGUCGUGGAGAUCGGCGCCGGCGGUGGACUGGUGGGACUGGCCCUUGCUCUUGGGUGUGAAGACUUCGACGAUGGGCACAAGAUUUACAUUACGGAUCAGAUACCCAUGCUUGCACUGAUGAGGAAGAAUAUCGCUCUUAACAAAUUGGAAGACAAGGUCGUCGCGGAGGUCUACGAUUGGGGCACUGCGCCUCCGCCCACUAUACUAUCACCUGGUACCCAACAACACCCGGACAUCGUCCUAGCAGCGGACUGUGUCUAUUUUGAACCCGCUUUCCCGCUUUUGCUCCAGACACUGACCGACCUUGUCGGUCCCGAAACGACCUGCUACUUCUGCUUCAAGAAGAGACGGAAAGCGGAUAUGCGAUUCAUUCGUGACAUGAUGAAAAAUUUCCAUGUCGACUAUGUCGAGUACGACGGAAGAGAAGCGGAUCAGAAAGAAGGGAUUUUUUUGUAUGCUGUAAGGCGAAAGACGAAAGAACAAAAGCAAUGA